Vanessa tameamea is the source of this 2266-nucleotide messenger RNA. RefSeq names its product cystinosin homolog (gene Ctns). Bases 206 to 1486 code for a protein of 426 amino acids. The record is from RefSeq and is a predicted model, not a curated record. Gene Ontology annotation, biological process: L-cystine transport. The transcript has 10 exons. Gene Ontology annotation, molecular function: L-cystine transmembrane transporter activity. NCBI's taxonomy places the organism in Eukaryota, Metazoa, Arthropoda, Insecta, Lepidoptera, Nymphalidae. Gene Ontology annotation, cellular component: lysosomal membrane.
CGUUAUCACUCCGUGUCGAGGCGUUAUAGUGGACGCGCGUGCCGAGUUACAACUAACUAGUUCGUGAUUUCAAUUUUAAAAUAAGAAUAAACAGUUUUUUUUAUAAUAAAUACUCGUUUUUGUUGGAAUUUUAAGUGUAUAAGUGGCAAGUUGACCGUUCUUUUUUGGCGCAGCUUUACGUAGGAGUUUAUAAAACACAGGAAGAAUGGCGCGCUUCAAUACAGUAUUCGUCGGGGCCGAAGGACGUUCUAGUCAUAGAUUAAGCUACUGUCUGAUUGCCAUGAUUCUCUUAGGAUUACCAUUAGCUCAGUGCCAACUCGAAAAGUUGUAUGUCGAUGAGACGGAUAUGCAUCUACUUGUGGAUGAAACGCAUCUAUUCAAAUUAAUUCAAAUUGGCGAAUACAAUACAACACUCCAAGUUGCCUCUCAGAUCCAACACGCUGAUAUAGUCCAAUUUGUCCCACCCGUUGUCGACAUGCCUGGGUUUGAUAAGCCGGAUCCUACGAUGAAGCACACCUAUGAUAUAUGCGCGUAUGGCAAAAGUCCGGGACAUUCCGAAGUCACGUUUAACGUCACGCCCGCUGGCUUUGUGAAUCUGGAUACAGUCUUUCUCCGCGUCACAGUAAUGCACUCGAAUGCGAUAUACGUCAUCUCCUACAUCAUGGGCUGGAUCUACUUCGUCGCCUGGUCCGUGUCGUUCUACCCUCAAAUAUUUAUCAACUUCAAGAGGAAAAGUGUCGUCGGGCUCAACUUCGACUUCUUAGCACUUAACGUGAUGGGUUUCACCAUGUAUUCAUUGUUCAAUUGUGGGUUGUACUUCUCGCAGGAAAUACAGAAAGAAUACUUCAACCGUCAUCCUCGCAGCUUGAACCCAGUCCAGUUGAACGAUGUCUUCUUCUCCUUGCACGCUGCGUUCGCUACCCUUAUCACAAUCACUCAGUGCUUUUUGUAUGAGCGUGAUGAUCAACGGGUAUCGAUGAUAGGUCGCGGUAUAUUGACCACAUUUGGGUCCGUGGUCAUCAUUACAGCUAGUUUGGGCGCCGCUAACAAGAUCGCCUGGCUUGACUUCCUCUACUACUGCAGCUACAUCAAACUCUGCAUUACGCUUAUUAAAUAUGUUCCUCAGGCGUACAUGAACUACAAGCGCAAAUCGACUGAAGGUUGGAGUAUCGGCAACAUUUUCCUAGAUUUUGUCGGUGGUUUCCUCUCCAUCCUGCAGAUGACCCUCAACGCUUACAACUACAACGACUGGAUAUCAUUCUUCGGAGACGCUACUAAGUUCGGUCUAGGAUUAUUCAGUCUUAUCUUCGACAUAUUCUUCAUCUUGCAACACUACGUAUUCUACAGAGAGGGCAAGAAAUUUAUGAUUGUUGACGGUAGCGAGGAGGGUUCCAGCAUGAUGAGUUCCGGUGUUGGCAGUGAAUACUUUUUAGUUCGGACUUGGGAUGCCGAUGAGAAGAAAUAUGAUCUUGAGGCGAAGGCGUGACGCGUUAUUGCUGCUUCUAAUGCUGCCAUUUUUAAUUUAAUUUAUUUUUAUUUGUUUGACUCGAUUUUUAUAGUCCUAAGCAUUUCUUUAUUUAAGUUGAGUUUGCUGCUUUGGUUGGUUGAAAUAAAUACCUAUAUUAUAAUUUAAGUACUCGGAAACUGUUAAAUCAUAAAAUUAAAAAGAACGUUUUUAAAUAUAUUUUUUUGGUAAUUACAUUGUUUGAAAAAGAAUGUAAUUUCCAAAAAAAUGCGAUUUUACUUUUGACUACCAAAUAUUUUAAAUGCUUUAUUUGUAUACAUAUUUAUUAGCCAACGUAUGAUAUUAUUUCACUUUUUACAUGCCAUGGUAAUAAUUUGAUGGACUGAUCUGGAAUACCUAAUAUUUAUACUUCGCUGUUAUAUUUAUUUAUAAAAUAAUAAAAAUAAUUGUUAUUUGUUGGGAAUAUGAAAAAAAAAAAUAUGAAUUUUUUGAUUUUGUUAUAACGACAAUGUCAAUUAAUAAAUUAUCUGUGAUUAAGCCACACAUUUUAUAUUAAAAUGUGCGUCAUAUCAAUGCAUUUUAAUUUCAACCUCCAUCGACAAUGCAUUUAAAACAUAUCCCAUUCAAAAAACGUACCUUUUUUCCCCCUGAUCCUAUUAUUUGAAAAAUGCAGUUAGGUUAAAUUUAUAGGAUUUUUAUUUUAAGUUUACUCGAAAAUUAUUUUCGUAUCUUUAGUUGUGUAUUAUUAAAAUGUUAUUAUGCCGUGUAGAUUAUGUUUAGACAAUAAAUUAAUUCUGAUUU